GAAAAGUGGUUUCAGGUUUGCCAGUUGUCAUGCAUCUGGCGUGACAGUCUAUAUUAUUACAUUAGCCUAUAAACCUAAAAUUAGCUACAUCAGAAGUGUUGGGGUAGUUUGCAAGCCCUACAGACUAUUUACAACUUUCACAUGUAAACGUGUGCGCAUGUGAGAGCUGACUUCUCCCCAAAGUUGGCAGCCCUGGAACUGUCCUCGAGGCCACUUCCGGUCAGCGCAGAGCCCACGUGCUUCGCGGCGAUCAUUAAGCCCAGCGCUGAUUAGUGUUUGCUGUUUGCAACAACAAUGUAACGUCAGACAGUUUGGGUGGCUUAAGCAGCUAUGCAGUUUUGAUAUCAAUUUAUUCCCAAUUUAUAAAUGUUUCCCAGUUGAACACCUGUUUUGGAGCUGUUUUAAGGAUUCGUUUAAUUUUAAUCUAUAUUAUAGGCACGUUUAAAAGCCUGGCACGUUUAAAUUCAUAUUUAUCCAUUUGUCAUUCCUCUUUCUUCUACCUGGAUAAGGAUUUCAAUUGGUCAUAGAAGGAACCAUGGCAACAGUGGGCCAGGUGAUCAAAUGCAGGGCGGCUGUGGCCUGGGAGGCAGGGAAGCCCCUGUCCAUUGAAGACGUGGAGGUGGCCCCUCCCAAAGCCCACGAAGUCCGCAUCAAGACCGCAGCCAGUGGCGUGUGCCACACAGACUGGGCCUACCUGUUCGAGGCUGGCAAGGGCAUGCAGAUGCGACCCUUCCCCCUCAUUCUGGGCCACGAAGGCGCUGGAGUGGUGGAGAGCGUAGGCCCCGGCGUGUCCAAAUUCUCACCGGGGGAUAAGGUGAUCCCUCUUUUCCUGCCACAAUGUGGAGAAUGCGAAUGCUGUCUCAGUCCAAAGACUAAUUUAUGUACCAAAAACUGGACCAAAACACAGCAGGGAGUCCUGGCUGAUGGCACGAGCAGGAUCUCAUGCAAAGGGAGACAGGUGUACCAGUUCAUUGGCAUCGGCUCCUUCUCCGAGUACACCGUCGUCUUGGACACCUCGGUGACCAAGAUCCGUGAUGAUGCUCCCCUGGAUAAAGUGUGUCUGCUGGGAUGUGGAGUCUCCACGGGCUAUGGGGCCGCCCUCAACGCUGCCAAGGUUGAGCCCGGCUCCAGCUGUGCCGUGUUCGGGCUCGGCGCCGUGGGUCUGGCGGCGGUGAUGGGCUGCAAGGCCGCCGGCGCCACCAGGAUCAUCGCUGUCGACAUCAACCCCAACAAGUUUGAGAAGGCGAAGGUCUUUGGGGCCACCGAAUUUGUUAACCCCAAAGACCACAACAAGCCCAUCCAGAAGGUGCUGGCUGAGAUGACCAACGGAGGAGUGGACUUCUCCCUGGAGUGUGUCGGGGAUGUAGCAGUGAUGAGGGCCGCCCUGGAAUCAUGUCGUUCGGCUUGGGGUACAUGUGUCAUCGUGGGCUGGACAGAGCUGGCGGAGCUCACCCUGGCCCCCUAUGACCUCUUAUUGGGUCGUACCCUGAAGGGGACUUACUUUGGCGGCUGGAAAAGUGUGGAGGGUGUGCCGAGGCUAGUCGAUGACUACAUGAACCAGAAGCUGUUGUUGGAUGAGUUUGUGACCCACACCCUGCACAUAGAUCAGAUUAACGAGGCCUUUAACCUCAUGACCAGGGGAGAAAGCAUUAGAUCAGUAAUAAAGAUGGAAUAAAUCGCUGCUGCUUCCUGAAGACGGAGAACCGAAGGUGUCUUCUCGAACCUACUGCCCGUUUAUAUUUUCCUGAUCUGACUCCUUGCUUAAUGCGUGUGGGUGGUAGGCAGAUAGACAUUUUGUGUUGUAAGAUUUAUCCCCCUGUAGGGCUCUCUGGAAAAUAUUGCAUAGAGCCUGAUUGUUUGGUAUAUAAGUCAGACUGCAUUAAGACACAAGAAGACUGGACGGAUGAUUUGAAAACUGUUGUGAAAUAACACACUGCCUGUGUAACUCCGUGUUGUGGUUUUUUUGGAAUCCAACACACUCUGAUUCUCGAGAACCAUUGGACAUUUUCUCCUUUUAUUGGCGAAACCUGACAGGAACAGAAACAAACACUCCUCAGUAAUAGCAGCAUACAGGCCUCUACAUGCAAACCUGAGUCAUGGGGGUAUUACAGCACACAUAAAGCCACCAACACACAAAGGUAACCCCAACUGCAAAUAUAUAUAUGUGUGUGAUGAGACAUUAUUGGUAUGAUUGUAGCAUUAGAUUGUGCAAGAGAAUGACAAUACAAUAGACUUUGAUUAAAUCAUUAACAGGACAUACAUAAACCUUCCUUGCUGCAGUAUAUAUUAAAAGUGUUUAGGACUUACGCUCAUAAAUGCAGGAACACAGGGAAAAAGGGGUGGAGCCAUAUGCAAUAAGACUUAACAAGCAAGUAUGGAGAACACAGCUGUCAGGUAUGGAUGUAAAUAAACAAAACAUAAAAUACACUGAUUUUGUGUAAUUAUACACAGGAUAAUCCCGGUUACACCUGUAGCUUUGAGUUGCUCAGCCAAAUCACUGGCUGACCUGUACUAUUUGCAUGUGAACUUCCUGUUUCCCUUCUAUAACCUAUACAUUUAUUCUUGUAGUUCUACUCAUGCAACUUUGUUCAGUAAAGCCUCCUGUUCCAUGAAAAGAAAAUGAUGAAGAGAGGGCUCACUUCCUGAAGCAGAGACCUCGAUGUUGGUGUGAUGAGUUCAGGUCCUGAAGCCCCUAUGUUCAGCUGUUAAGCACAGCACUGACUGCAGAAAUAUCUUAAAAAAGACGUUUUAUGUGAUUGUGUUGCGGAUUAAUGCUAAUUUCCAUCCAUUAAGUCAACUUACUUACUGUUAAUGUAAAUUGUUCUUCAAUUCCAGCAGUUGGGUUUCUGUGCCUAUAUUUGGAGUUUUACUGCCAUCAUAUGACUGAAAGCAUGCAGUGCACAUUGUACUUUUGUCAUCUACAAUAACUGCAUUAAAUAACAUUUAGAUACUU
Messenger RNA from Paramormyrops kingsleyae, 2953 nucleotides. RefSeq names its product alcohol dehydrogenase class-3-like. NCBI's taxonomy places the organism in Eukaryota, Metazoa, Chordata, Actinopteri, Osteoglossiformes, Mormyridae. Gene Ontology annotation, cellular component: cytosol. The record is from RefSeq and is a predicted model, not a curated record. Gene Ontology annotation, biological process: formaldehyde catabolic process. Gene Ontology annotation, molecular function: S-(hydroxymethyl)glutathione dehydrogenase [NAD(P)+] activity; zinc ion binding; alcohol dehydrogenase (NAD+) activity.